Messenger RNA from Westerdykella ornata, 2857 nucleotides. RefSeq names its product DEAD-domain-containing protein. Lineage: Eukaryota; Fungi; Ascomycota; Dothideomycetes; Pleosporales; Sporormiaceae. Gene Ontology annotation, biological process: rRNA processing. The transcript is spliced from 2 exons. Gene Ontology annotation, molecular function: nucleic acid binding; ATP binding; RNA helicase activity. The coding region runs from base 49 to 2547 and encodes 832 amino acids. Gene Ontology annotation, cellular component: nucleus. The record is from RefSeq and is a predicted model, not a curated record.
CAUUUUUCUUCGCUGCGAGUCUGCAGAAACAGACGAUGAGAAGCUGAAAUGGUUGCGCCGGGGAUAACAGGCUGCACGCGUCCAACAAAGGUGAAGAAGCAGGCGGGGGCGCAGAAGAGGAAGAGGGAUGAUGUAGAUGUCGAGCAGCUGGAACAGGCGGUGGAGCAGUUGGACCCAAAAAAUGCCACCUACACCAACUUCACCGACCUCCCCCUCUCAGAGCCCACGAAACUCGGCCUCAAAGCCGCACAUUUCGCCGUCAUGACGGAUAUCCAGGCGCGCGCCAUUCCGCUGGCUCUGAAGGGACAUGAUAUCCUGGGCGCCGCGAAGACGGGGAGCGGGAAGACGCUGGCAUUUAUUGUACCCGUGCUGGAGAAUCUAUACAGGUUACAGCAUGUUGGGAUGGAUGCGGGACUCGGCGCGUUGAUCAUCUCCCCCACCCGUGAACUCGCGAUCCAGAUCUUCGAUGUACUGCGCAAGAUAGGAAAACAUGGACAUAUGUUUGCGGCGGGACUCAUCAUCGGCGGGAAGAGCCUCGAGGCCGAGAGGCAGGCCCUGUCGAGGAUGAACAUCCUCGUCGGAACACCAGGGCGUAUUCUGCAGCACCUGUCGCAAACUGUCGCGUUCAAUGUCGAUGACUUGAAGAUGCUGGUCCUUGACGAGGCAGAUCGAAUCCUAGACAUGGGUUUCCAGCGCGACGUCGACGCCAUCAUCGAGUACCUCCCCAAAGAACGCCAGACGCUCCUCUUCUCCGCCACGCAAUCCAAGAAACUGUCCGACCUCGCACGCCUUAGCUUACAGGAACCAGAAUACGUCUCCGUCCACGCCGAAGAUCGAACCGCUACACCCAAGACCCUCCAGCAAAACUACAUCAUCUGUUCCCUGGAAGAGAAACUGGAUACCCUAUGGAGUUUCAUCCAAGCCAGCAAAAAGUCCAAAAUCCUUUGCUUCUUCUCCUCGGCAAAACUCGUCCGCUUCGUCUAUGAAUCCUUCCGGCAUAUGCAACCCGGUAUCCCACUCCUCCAUAUCCAUGGCCGCCAGAAACAAGGUGCGCGUCUAGACACGACGGCGAAGUUCUCCGCGGCGAAAUAUUCCUGUCUCUUCGCUACCGACGUUGCGGCCCGUGGCUUGGAUUUCCCCGCCGUCGACUUUGUCAUCCAGGUGGAUUGUCCUGAGGACGCAGAGACGUAUAUCCAUCGCGUAGGCCGCACGGCGCGGUACAACCGUGAAGGGAGGGGUGUCUUGUUCCUCGCACCCAGUGAAGAGGAGGGCAUGUUAAAGCGACUGGAGGCCAAGAAAGUCCCCAUUGAGCUCAUCAAUGUGCGGCAGAAGAAGCGGCAGUCCAUCAAGGAUCAGCUGGUGCAUAUGCUGUUCAAGGAUCCGGCGCUGAAGUAUCUGGCUCAGAAGGCCUUCGUCACCUAUGUCAAAUCGGUCUAUCUGCAGAAGGAUAAGGAGAUCUUCAAGCUUACCGAGUAUGAUCUGGAAGCGUUUGCGGCGAGUCUGGGCCUGCCGGGUGCGCCGAAGAUCAAGUUCCUGAAAAAUGACGAUGCGAAGAAGAGAAAGGCAGAGUCAAGGCAGGAGAUGCAGAUUUCAUCCUCGGAAGGCGAGGAGGAGGAGGAUGAGCCAGCGAAGAAGAAGGUGAAGACGGUACGGACGAAAUACGACCGCAUGUUCGAACGCCAGAACCAGGACAUCCUCGCCGACCACUACAAGAAACUCGUCCGAGACGAUGAUGCCGUGGAUGGCGCCACUGCAGCCAAGGAUACCGAGGGUGCUGAGCAACCUCAUGCUAAUGACAACGAAGACGACGAUUUCCUGGCCGUCAAGAGGAGAAUACCAGCCGAAGCGCAAGACGCCGAGUUUGCUCCUCCCAUCUCGGAAGCGGAUGCUGCGGCGCUCGAAGGCCGCAAAGUCGUGCAUCUACAAGGCGCCUCGCAGCCCCUCAUCAUUGACAGCCAUCGCCGCGAGAAGCUGCUCAAGUCGAAGAAGAAGCUUCUCAAGCUCAAGGACAAGGGGAAACGCAUCAUCUACGACGAUGACGGGAACCCGCAUGAGAUCUACGAGCUUGAGAAUGAGGAGGACUUCAAGGCUAAGGGCUUGCCGGAGGAGCAGCGCAGGAGAUAUCUCGAGGCUGCGAGGGAGGAGGUGCAGGUUGCGGAUGUGGAGGAUAAGGCUGCGGCGAAGGCGAAGAGGAGGGAGAAGAUGAGGAAGAGGAAGGAGCGGGAGAGGGCGGAGAUGGAGGGGUUGGAAGGGGGUGUGGAGAUUGGGGAUACGGGGGUGGAUGCCCUGGCGAAUUUUAGGGCGGAUGCGGAGAGUAGUGCGGGUGAGGAGGAGAGGGGGAGGGAGGAAGAGGUGGAGGAGGAAGAGGAAGAGGAGCAGUCGAAGAAGAAGGGGAAGAAGCAGAAGAAGUGGUUCGAACAGGACUCUGACGACGAGGAGGCGUCGAGUAGGAAUAAGAAGAAGGGGAUGAAAAACAAUGGCCCUAUUGUGCAGGAGUUGGAGGCUCUGGAGGAUCUCGAGGAGAUGGCUGCAGGGUUGCUGGGCUGAUGGACUCAUCCUGCCCCACUGCUGGAAGGGCGAGGUCUGCUUGUUAAGCAUUGAGGCUCACAUCAAGGAAGAGCUCGACAGACUUGUGAAUAGCGUCACAUCAUCACGAGUAGAGCGAAACAUUUCCCAGGGUUUUUCUUCAUGAUCAAUGUAGGCUCGGUAUUCCCUAGGUCUGGUGCUAGAAACCGACGCUCGCAUCACCGGGCGGUGACAUAUAUACAUACAUCCAUGGAUCAUGAGUUGCGACUUAGCGGUGGUGACGCCUCGAGAGCUCACCAAAACACAUCACCACAUCACUGGCACGGGGGAC